Messenger RNA from Sorex fumeus (smoky shrew), 1241 nucleotides. It is a transcript of the gene CUNH11orf52, whose product is annotated as chromosome unknown C11orf52 homolog. The coding region runs from base 48 to 419 and encodes 123 amino acids. Gene Ontology annotation, cellular component: extracellular exosome. NCBI's taxonomy places the organism in Eukaryota, Metazoa, Chordata, Mammalia, Eulipotyphla, Soricidae. The transcript is spliced from 4 exons. The record is from RefSeq and is a predicted model, not a curated record.
UCUUUCUGUAGAGCAAACAGCUGGGCUGCCUCCGAGAUCCGAGCACCAUGGGAAACCAACUGUGCUGCGGCUGCAGGGGACCCUGGAGCUGCCCGUCUGUUUUUCAGAGGAAAAAGAAGACAGGGAGCCAAACUAGAGGGGCACAGAAGCUGCAGGAGCAGCUGCAGCAGAAUGGCACAAAGACCCCGCGUACAGCAGGCCCCACGGACAGACGGCACGGCAGGCAGCCUGCCCGCCCGAGGGAGAGAAGCGCCAGGUCCGAGGAGAGCAACUUGCAUUACGCGGACAUCCAAGUGUGCAGCCGCGGCCACACCAGCGCGCCCAGAUGCCAGCCCUCGGAAACGGCCACCGAGUACGCGGUCCUCCGUUUCCCGCAGGCCACCCCUCGCUACGACAGCAAGAACGGGACGCUAGUGUGAGCGUGGGCGAGGAGGGACCCGUCUCCACCAUGUCACCCCCACUUGCGGGGGGGCGGUGGGGGUCCCCCUGCGUCGUCGGGGAACCCGGUGGCCGUGGCGGCCACGUGUUGAGCGCGAGGACCCCCAGCCUGGCUUCCUCCCGUGGACCUUGCUCUUACUCUGGCAGACUGGGGGUAUUGGGGUUACCCAGCCUCAACCCAGCGCCCCCACCCAGAGUCCAGGAGGUGCGCGAAGAGGAGGGAGGCUGCUGGCCGCUCCCCUUCGCUCCCGGCUGGAGGAAAGCGCAUCCAGGCAGGUUAUCCUGCAACGCAUCCAACCCAUCCUGUUGGACUGGACGUUCUUCCAAAGCUGGGGCAGAGGCGUUCAGAGCGCGGCCCCCCAAGGUCUCUCGGGGUCACUUCCCGAGAGGUGAGUGGCCGGGGAAGGAAGCAGGACCGAAGCGUUCAAGAGACUACGGGGCUGAGGACUUUCUCGCACCACUGGGUUCCAAGGCCUCGCAGUCUCGUCUAUGAGCCACUGACCGCCACGCACCGCCAGACCCGGACGUUCCCCCUGGCUGGACAGUCGGAUUUGACGCGUGCGGAGCCUCGAGGAUCAAUAAAUCGCAUCAGGAACACGCCCGCCCCGUGCAAUUUCUGCAGAGACGUGGGCGUGGGGUGCGGGUGGGGGUGUCUCGCGCAGCCCAGGGCCAGCUUUUGAGGUCCCGCCUGCAGAGGGGCCUUAGUGCCCCCCAGUCGCCCCACCUCUGCUGGCCUCCUCUAGGCCUUUCGGGAGUUGCGGCUGGUUUUCAAGCGCCGGUCCGCGGUUUGUAAAAAUGCAAAU